Penicillium cinerascens is the source of this 477-nucleotide messenger RNA. RefSeq names its product DUF4604 domain-containing protein. The coding region runs from base 1 to 477 and encodes 158 amino acids. NCBI's taxonomy places the organism in Eukaryota, Fungi, Ascomycota, Eurotiomycetes, Eurotiales, Aspergillaceae. The transcript is spliced from 2 exons. The record is from RefSeq and is a predicted model, not a curated record.
AUGUCGAAGAACCCAAAGCUUGCCUACGAUGCGAAGGAGCCCGCUUUUCUUCAGAAGCUCCGGGGCCAAUAUGGAAACACCUCCGGUCGCCUGGAGCGACCUGCCAUGCGACCUCGAAAAGCCAGGGAUAACGAUGAAGACGACGCACCCGUCUAUGUCGAUGAAGAAAGCAACGAGGUGAUCUCCAAAGAGGAUUAUCAGGCUUUGGUCGGGGAGACUGCGAGCCAGCAAGACGGGGCCUCCACGGAUCAAGGUGUGGAAGGAGAGGACAAGACACAACCACCAAAAGAACCCACCGCGAAACAAAGCAAUCUUACCGAGGUCGGUGGACAGAAGAAGCGAAAACAGGCCAAAGUCGUGGGCGAGGAUAAACCAGAAGCAGAGGUAGCAAAGGAGUCUGAGGAAAAGCCCAAGGCUCCAGCUUCUCGAAAGCCCAAGAAGGCCAAGAAGAUCAAGCUCUCAUUUGACGAAGAGUAA